AUGCUCACCCCGAACAACAACAGUGCUGCCAAACUCGACGUCUUAAUUCUCACUGCGACGUUCGGAUCAAGUAAAAUUCCAGACAGCUUUUACAUGAUACCAGGCUACACAUUACACAGAAAAGAUCGAAUCGGGAAGAAAGGUGGCGGCAUAAUUGCGUAUUUAAAUGAGAAAGUUAUAGCUUCACAUCGAAGAGAUUUGGAACUGGAUGAUCUUGAAACUCACUGCCUUCAAAUUUGUCCUCAUAAAUCAAAGACACCGAUUUUGAUAUCUGGUGUUUACCGUCCACCUUCAGCCAACAAAGAUUAUAAUGAGAGCUUGGGUAAAAAUAUUGAAAAUGCCCAUCUCCAACACAAUAAAUUGAUUAUUCUGGGAGACUUCAAUUUAGAUUAUAUUGAUUUCAACUGUUAUUCAAAACAUUUUCUCGCAAAGGCACUGAACAAUCUUGGAUUAACGCAGAUGGUAAAUAGAGUAACAAGACCUGCCUCUGAUGCGUGCUUAAACCAUAUUUAUUGUAGUCAUCCUGCUAAAAUUAGAGAAGUAUCCAUAGGUAAAUCUGGACUUUCCGAUCAACUUCCGGUCACCAUCUUGAGGUGCUACAAAACCAUGCCUGACUGCCUGUUGCUGAUGUAUGUAGUCGCGUGGCGUGUUUCUAAACUUCUUGAGCUUUGUUGA
Molecule: messenger RNA, 675 nt
Organism: Xenia sp. Carnegie-2017
Lineage: Eukaryota; Metazoa; Cnidaria; Anthozoa; Malacalcyonacea; Xeniidae
Exons: 1
Coding region: 1-675 (224 amino acids)
Molecular function (GO): catalytic activity
Source: RefSeq, a predicted model, not a curated record